Rhagoletis zephyria (snowberry fruit fly) is the source of this 2298-nucleotide messenger RNA. RefSeq names its product diamond (gene dind). NCBI's taxonomy places the organism in Eukaryota, Metazoa, Arthropoda, Insecta, Diptera, Tephritidae. The record is from RefSeq and is a predicted model, not a curated record.
UCCGAAAUCCCUAAAUGUGAAUAAAUACCGAAAAAGGUAUCAGCGGUUAGUUUUUCGCCUGUUAUUCAAAAACGCCGAUUUAUGCAUUUUUAAAAAGUGUAUGUUAGUGUAGAUAUGAAAAUUUGUGGUUUGCAUAACAAUCGAGCAACAGUAUCACACACGGAAGGUAGGGCAUCAGUAAUGGAAUCAUUUUUUCAGCCACAAUUUAGAAGUCAGUUCACUGAUGAGGUGAAGCAAAAGCGGGCUAUUACAGAUCAUCUUAUUAACAAAAUCCUCUAUUCCAAGCGAUUGCUUGUUGACCAUGUAGAAGCUUUGGAACAGUGUUUGCGGCAUGUAAAGCAGCCAGUGUUGGCUCCGGAUCAAACAGACGCCAGCAGUGCAGGCGUUGCUGCUAUCUCGGGUGAAAGUUUCAGAUGUCAACCAGUAAGCGGUGAAAUCUUCACGGCACGGACAACUUGCAUAUUGCUGGGUACAACCAUUUUGGAACAUUUCAUUACGCCGAAAGCAUUGCGCUUAACAUUAGUACCAUCCUUGCUCUUGACGGCCAGUUUCAGUGCUAUUUACAUAGUUAAAAAUAUAUUUAUAUUUCGUAAUAAAAUUGUUGAGAGUGAAUUAGAUAGUUUGAUACGCACAAUUGAUGAAUUCGGAAAUUGUAUUCGACGCAAUAUGACUUAUUUCAACGAAAUACUUAUAAUGAAGCAGCAGGAGUUAAUAGAAUCUCGACAAAUAGAGCGUGCAUGGGACUGUAUUACAUCCGCAAAGGAAGUGACAGAGAUAUUGUAUGAAGCGACUCGCAAAUUAGAAGCGCAGUAUCCAUUACCCACGCGUUUUUCACAGUAUUACUCGCCGAUGGAAGAGUUGCGCGAAUGUGAAUAUUUUAAAAAUAACGUUACGGAUUAUAGCCCGAAGCAUAUUAAAGACUUUCACAACAUAUUUGCAUAUGUUCAAUCUCAAUUUUUGUUACGGCUUGCUUUUACGAUCUCAACCAAACCUUCAAUAAGUGAGUUGAACGCUGAGCUGGUUAAAAUCGAUUGUCUCAUCCGACAGCUAGUGCAGGAAGAAGAUAAUCACUUCAGAAAUUUAGCUUUUGAAUUAAAUAAAAAGAAGCAGCUGGAAUUACAGGCAUUAAAUGCCACCAAGACGAUGCAAAAUCGCGGCGGUCCUGUCGCAGUGCUGCAGGACUCUUCACUUAAACUGAGCGCUUGCAUGGUUGCUGUUGCUGGAGAAUGCCAGGCGCUAGACAUAACACUACAGCGACUCACAGAAGCUGAGUCAGAACGAAAAGAUAACGGCAAGCAGCUACUGCAAGUAGCGAAUAAUAUGCGCGCAAUAGAAAGUGCAUUAUCCGUUUGCUUUGACGAUUUCCAACGACUAAUGUUGGUGUACAAUAAAUUCUUAAAUAGCAAACUAGACAAUCAAGAUAAACUUACAACACUGCAGUGCGAAAAGGCCGAAGACGCCGAUGAUGAAUAUCCUGAAAGUUUUUUGCGCAUUGAAAUUUCUCAAAAUCAUAAUGAUGUAGAAACUCGUGAUGAUUUCUAUGCAUACAUGUAUGAUGAACAAAAGGCGAAAUCUGAAAAGGAACAGGAAGAAGCUGAGACUAAGGCAAAGCGUAAUACGGAUCACGACAUGGAAAUUCUAAACUUUGAAAAACGUAUAACAAAGGGAAAAUUCCGGCCGGUACUGAAGCAAUUAAAAGAUCGUAUCGAUCCGAUACGACAUGACAUGCUAGAGAAGGAACGCCAAGUGUUAGCAGCCAAAGGUAUUAAUGUUGAUGACUUCUUUGGUAAAGACAAGAAUUCAAAGAGCUUGGAGACCGAUAAAAAAACAGUAGAUAUGAGUAACAGCAGUGUAGAACAGAGUGAUGAAAGCGACAGCGGCGGUUCCGCUGAUUUGGAGUUUGAACGAAGAAACAAGAAAUUAAAGGAACGUGAUAACUUUGCAGAAAUGCGCAAUUUUCUAGCACAAAAGCAAGCAAUUAAUAUAUUCAAGUUGGAUGAAACAGCGCCAAGGACAAGCAUGGGCGAUGAAGAAAUAUUGGAGAGUGAAUGUUAAAGCGACUAAGCGCUGUUAAAGAAAAAUAUUAGUUGCGGCGAAGGAUAGAGUGAGACUUAAGUAAUUAGAAUUUCAAAUGGCAUAGCAAACAAACAGUCAGAUAAGAGUUUACUGAUUAGCAAUACUUCUUACUUUGUGUUUAUUAUUCGUUGAUUUUUCCAAAUGUAAUGCAUAACUACAUAAGUGUAUAUGCACUAUGUAUGUGCUUACAUAUACUUACUCAAGUUUUUGAUUUUAAUUGUU